UUUUUUAUUCUUUUUCUCUCUUUUUUCUAAUUAAGCAAUUGUGAAUGAGACUUUUGAAUCUGCCGCUCAGUGGACGCGCGUAUUUCGUUGGCAACCCUGCGCUACUCUUUUGCGCCACGCUUCAGUUCGUACUAUUCUAACAGUUACGUAGUUACGUGCGUUUGAAACAAAACAUAUGAUUAAGAGUCAAUGAGUAGAAGGUAUCGUCGAUUAUUGUGUACAGCGUAUUAUUAUUAAGUUUUUAUUGAAAGAAAAUGCGUAUCGUAUCACAACGAAGUAUAUCAGUUUAGAUUGAGAGCGCGCGGAGUAACACAUGAAUGAUGGCUACAGCAGACGAUACAAGAUAUGGAGAACCGAGACCGUGAUACAUCGAUCGUUUAUUAAUGAUUCAUGUGCAUUUUAUUAAAUUUACGCGUUCGUAAAAUUCCCGCGCGCAAUACCGAAUUUUGAUUGCAUAUUUUCGGACGAUUUUCAAUUAGUUUUAAUUAGUUGUUAACUCGAUCUUAUCGUGUCGUGUAGCAUAAUAUUGGAGUGUGAAUUUUAUUUUCGAGUUUUUCGGUUAUUAGCGGAAUGACGCGGGCGUUGACUUCGAGCCGAACGAAACGAUACGUUUAUUUAAUAAAUACAAUCGUAAUUAAAGCAGUAUUUUAAUACUUAUCAACUGAUCGUUUGUGAUUUGUUUAAAGAUUUCCGUUGUUCGGGAUUACGUUUGAUUCACUAAUUUGCAAGAUUACCCAGUCGAGUGAAUGAAUAGAAUUUUCUAUUUCGUAGGAUUCUUUUGUCGCAACGUACAAUAGUAAAGUUAACGUCGCGCGUGUGAUUAACGUCGGAAGUGCGAUUAUCCUAUUUUUAGAUGAUUAAUAUACGCAAUCGUAAUUAACCGUGUUUUCGCGUAUGAUGCAUCGUGCGAGUGCAACGAAGAAAUCUGAGAGGAGGAGGAGACCUGGGAGGUAUCAGGCGACGGCGGAGCAACCGUGAGUUCAACGUAGUUUUCCAACGUAAUCACAACUCCGCUGCUGCGCAUCGUAUCGAAUAACGGAAUAAUAGAACGCGUGUGUAUCGCUCAAUUCUAACGAGGACCUUGACACGUGCCCUUUCAUCGACUCGAGUGUGCCCAGGAUAUUCCUAUUUCCUGCUACGUGAAGAUCGCCAGGUAUUCUGUCAGAUUUAACGAAUUCCAUGAAGGAAAUUCAAAACGAACAAAAUGAACCAGUGCGAAACCAUACUCCGUGAAAGCGGCAAAAGGUAAUUCUGAUAAAAAUGCGAUAUCACGCCAUCUGAGCGAAGCACGAACAGUAAGAUUUCGGUCAAAGCCGUAGCGCGUGUGGGUGGUGCAUGUGAACGAAAUCAAGAGAGUUGUGUGCGUGAUCGUGUAUUGCCUGCUAGGCCUCUGCUGUGGCCGCGUUAAAACGAGAAAGGACGAAGCGAUGGCGGAAAACGGCAGCAAUGUCACACCGGAAGCCACCGUGAUUCAGUCCGACUUUGAGGAGCAACAAAAGGAGUUGUAUCCCAACACGGUGGAACGUAGGAACAUUGCGGUAGAGAAUUGUGAUGUGAAAAACGAGAGAACGGCAAACGAGAAAGAAGAUAAGGAUGAUCAUCGGAUGGAAGCGAAAUCGGAUCGAGCGCAAGAAUUACAAAUACAGAUGCAACCGCAGGUGCAGCACACUGACACGCGAGCUGACAGAAAAAUCGAUACGAGUCCGGACCACAUAUCGGAUGCUGCAUUCAGCAGUCAAAGGGUCUACAAGAAAUCCUCGCCGAAUAAUAAGUUGACGCUUUACCUAGCCAGCAGAGAUAUUAUCGUCGGUGAAGGCAAGAACGACAACAAACUCCUAGGCGUCCUGUUAGUUGAUCCCGAGUAUGUGCGCGAAAAGAAGGUAUUUGGUCAAGUGACGCUGACUUUUCGCUACGGAAGAGAAGACGAAGAAGUAAUGGGCCUAAAAUUUUGCAACGAGGCAAUGAUGUGUCUGGCUCAAUUGUAUCCAUCCUAUGCGGGGGCUCAUCAUCUGGAAAGUAAGAGCCCACUGCAGGAAGCACUUAUCAAAAGACUAGGACCUAACGCGCACGCGUUCACCAUAGAAAUUCCAUCAAUCGCCCCACCAUCUGUACAACUAGUACCAGCUAAGGAAUACAAUGGCCCGCCCAUAGGUAACAGCUACGACGUCAGAGUUUAUGUUGCGGAACGGGCGGACGAACGAUUGCACCGUAAAACCACCGUCAGGAUGAGUAUCCGGGUGAUCCAGCGAGCCACAAAGCCGCCCUUACCCUCGUCGACUAUGUACAGCGUGCCUCCCUCGACUAUGUACAGUGUGCCUCCCUUUCAAGAGUCAUCGACUGGCUCGAGAAUCCAAGGAUCCAAAACAAGAGUGGCGUUAGCGGAAAAUGAGAUCAUCGAGGACGAUGAUAACGUGGGACCACAUGCGGUAGUAGAAAAGCCAUUCUUAUUAAGCGACGGUCGCGUCAGAUUGGAAGCAGGGUUAGACCACGCGAUCUACGAGCAUGGAGAUUCAAUCAACGUUCACGUCAAUGUUAGCAACACUAGCAGCAAAUCAGUAAGGAGAAUAAAGGUAAUUGUCGUGCAAUACGUGGACGUUUGUAUGUUCAGCAACGGCAAAUUCAAGAAUGUGGUGGCCCUUAUGUCCUCGCAAGACGAUUGUCCCUUGGGUCCAGGUAGUAAUUUGAGAAAGACCUACGCUCUCAAACUUGUUAAGGGUACGACUAAAAAUUGGAUCGCCUUAGAAGACAGCUAUACGAAAACCGGAGCGAGUCUGGCGUCAACGGUUGUUAAUCCUAAGAACGGACCUGAUGAUAGAAAUGUUUAUACGAUUUACGUAUCUUAUUAUGUGAAGGUCAAACUGUUCAUAUCAGCGAUGGGCGGUGAGGUAUCUUUAAAGCUACCAUUCACACUGAUGCACAGUAAUACGGAUGCGGAUCUCCUGGAAUCCCCUAUCCGAGAGGCACCGAAGGAAUUUGGAAAGAGCAAGAGCGAGGUUACGCAGAAAUCCGACAGCAGUAGUAGCCAUCAGAAUAACGAGAACAAACUGAACGCGAUUAAGGAACAGAAGAACUCGAGGGUGACCGACGUGGAUCUUAUAGAGCAUUGUGAGGAGAGUGACAGCACCUGAGAACAGGCGCAACGAGGCGACGCGAUGUCGCAGCCGUCUGUCAGGAAAAGCAGCGAUGCGAAGACCAUCAAGAAUUCGAAUCACAAAGCUUGCAGACUCAGCGUCAGUAUCCAACGAGCUUGGUGUUGCUUCAGAAGGGCCUCUUAGUAAAACGAAUAAGUGAAACUCUCGUAACACAUCAGUGAAAACUGACUGAUAGCGUUUAACUUGCACUAUCAUUGUAAUUCCUUCUGUUCUCUCGAAAAGCAAGCUUGCAACGAUUGCACAAAAUAAAAGAAAAGAAGAUAAGAUAAUGUACAGUAAACCUUGUCAAUUGUCGUUAGAAUCGUUGGAUGUACACGUAAAUGUGAAUAUCUUGAUUUCUUUCGGAGAAAAUAAAGUGUAAAUUUGGAGAUUAUCAAAUUAUAUACAAUUUUGAGAAAACAAUGAACUUAUUGCGUUUUAUAUUUUUUUCGUAGAGGAAAUUGUAUAGAAGUCCGAUUAAAAGAUUUUAUUUUCGUGAAGAAUCGGAAAGUUUUACAUCAUGCAUUCGUAUUAUAUUUAUUGUAACAAGAUCGUAAAAGAAACUCUGAUCGUUCUCGAUAAGAGGAACGUUUCAAUGAAUAUCAUCAAUAUAAGCAAGUGUGUGAAGUUGCUACUAAUGUAUCAUACGUAAAUCGUAUUUCUCAGUAUGAAAGAAACAUAGAUUUCAUUGAAAAUUUAUGAUUUAUUAAUAUUUUCGCAUAUAAAUUUCCAUUUAAAACUUUCAUGUGAAAGAGGAAAAUCUCUCAAGAUAUAUAUGCUGUAUAUUUUCACAACGUUGAACAAGAUCAAGACGAUAUACGUAUACACAUGUACAGUAUAUUCUUAUAACCUACGGGAAUUUUAUCGCUAGCUACCCAAAACUUCAUGAAUAUAAAUCAUUUGAAAUUGUUUGUGUUUUUAUACUUUCCUAUUCGUUUAACAAAUGAGAAAUCUCCUACUGCCACCUUAAUCACUCGCAGACUCUCCGUUCAUUAAUUUGAAAACGAAGGAAUAGAUGAAAUAUUUUUUCAUUCUUAUAUACAAAUUAUAACUAUAUAAAAUAAUAUACCAAAUUAAAAAUGUCAAAAAUAUUUUUGCAAGGAGAUGAUCUAUUUUUUAUUAUAAUCAAUGUACAAAUUAUCUCACUAUAUCACACAUAAAAUUUGAAUCGUGUAUCUUUUGAUAAUUGUAUAAACUUGAUUUCUUUUUAAAAAAAUUCCAAAGUUUUAAGCAAGAAUUUUAAAGACAAGUUGUUCGAUCUUAUAAUCAAGAAUACCAAAAUAAAAUAUUUUGAAACGUAUUCGCAAAUGAAAGUAUAUUUAAACUUAACUGAAAUAAAUUAAUUAACGUAUAUCUCUGUAAUUAAUAUAUGUGUCUGUAAUAUCAAUUUCACAAAAAAAAUUUUCUGAUUUUUAUGUAAACUUCAAAUUCACAAUAUUUAUUAUUAACAUUUCAUUUAAUGAUAAUAAAACAUUUUACACAAUUAUUUUUUCGUCUACAAGUAAACAUUACACUGACUGACCAAU
Messenger RNA from Solenopsis invicta (red fire ant), 4657 nucleotides. Its product is annotated as arrestin homolog. The transcript is spliced from 13 exons. Gene Ontology annotation, biological process: signal transduction; G protein-coupled receptor internalization. Bases 1428 to 3128 code for a protein of 566 amino acids. Gene Ontology annotation, cellular component: cytoplasm. NCBI's taxonomy places the organism in Eukaryota, Metazoa, Arthropoda, Insecta, Hymenoptera, Formicidae. The record is from RefSeq and is a predicted model, not a curated record. Gene Ontology annotation, molecular function: G protein-coupled receptor binding.